Lates calcarifer (barramundi perch) is the source of this 2079-nucleotide messenger RNA. It is a transcript of the gene tctn1, whose product is annotated as tectonic family member 1. The record is from RefSeq and is a predicted model, not a curated record. Lineage: Eukaryota; Metazoa; Chordata; Actinopteri; Centropomidae. Gene Ontology annotation, biological process: cilium assembly; protein localization to ciliary transition zone. Gene Ontology annotation, cellular component: MKS complex.
AGAGCAAGAACCAUAGCAACGGUUAAACAAAAAUGGCGGCCUCGGCUGCUGUGCUGUGGUCCUUUGCAUACAUUCUGUGUUUAUUUCUCUCGUUUAAUGUGGUGACCACGGACGAAAAUAUAACGAGCCCCACAAUUAAUACGACGGCGCCUGGUGACAAUUUUUUCAAGUAUAACGUUACGGACAAUUAUACAACUACACAGCCUACAGAGUUUGAGGCCACAAACCCGACGCCGACCUACAGCAGCACGGAGGAGCCCGUUCAGCCAACCGCACCCGCUAAACCCCUGCCCGUCUCCGGCCGCUUACCUAUCCCUGCGACCAACGUUGACAGGUUGUGUCCCUGUGACGAGGACAACGAUGUGUGUGAUAUAAACUGCUGCUGUGAUAGACAGUGUGGUGAGGAGGUGGCUCUGUUCACCGGCUGCACAGUGAGCACCGUCAGUGGAAACAAGCAGCUUUGCAGUAGUGAUGUAGCAUCUUACUCUUUAGGGAGUACCGUAGAUGGCUACUCAGAGCUUCAGACGUCUGUCAGGAAGGAGACAAAUUAUGACAUUUUCUGCAUUCAGUCACAAAACCGUGUUGAUGCAUUAUCUCAUCCCUCACCUGCUCUUCCAACCGACAUCAACUUUGACUCACUGUUUAAACAAUUUACAAGCUUUGUUUUUGGCUCAGAGGAAAACAGUAGUCAAGUGUCCACUGCAGAGCUCCAGGCCUCAUCUGGAUACCAGUAUGGGGAGGAGAUGUUGACAGCAGGGGAAAGUGGACAGACAGGGAUGUUCUGGCUGCCAUCACCUGGUGUCACUGCUGAUUGUGUGGACACAAGUCCUGCAGCAUUCUUAAAGGAACAGAGCAGAGGCUGUUCCCGCCGUGUGGUCCUGGAUCAGGACUGCGGCACUCUGCCAGCCUUAAACAUGGACACCUACACUAACAUCCAGCUCUUUGCUGGGAAAAAUAAAGAUGCAGCAGUUGUUCCUGUGGAGGUGGCUUCAGUCAUCCUGCAGUCUGUAGAUGGGACCCAAACUGAGUUGAAGAUGAGUGGAGGAGAAAAAAUCAGUCCUGUUCUCCUGAACCCAGGUCUCUGUGCUAAUGUGGUGCUGAAGGUUGUAUAUGUGACGAAGUACAACCCAGCCGGUGAGAUAAUGAAUGUGACGGUGUCUCUGGUGCUUGGAUUUAUCUAUGAAGCAGCUCUGCCCCUGAAACAGGAGUUUCACAUUACCUUUGUCCAGCAGGAUGGUGAGGAGGUGGCUGUCCACUACAGUGGAAAUCCAGGUUAUGUGGUUGGACUGCCUCUUGUGUCUGGAACAAGAGCAGCAGAUGGGAUUAUCAGAAGCAUCGACCUCAGAGACACACUGUCUCUUCUCCACAGUGCCAAGGACCAGGACUGUCUGCAGGGUCCACAUCAGCGUUCCCCUGUCCUGUUUGGUCAGGAUUCUGUGUCUGGCUGCACAUUGAGACUGGAGGAUGCUACCAACUGCUCCCUGGUCUCCCAGAUGCUUCUGGAUGUUCUGAGAGGACCAAACUAUCCCCAGUAUGUGGCUUCCUUUGGAAACUCCCCGUUAAGUAAUCCACUGGACUGGGUACAAAUCAAGAACGAUUUCAGUGUUGGGGAAUCCCAGAGUUGCAGCAUCCCAUUGUCACUUCAUUUGGAAAUUGAAUGGACUAAAUAUGGAUCGCUGGUGAACCCCCAGCCCCAGAUUGUGAGCAUCAGAGAAGUUAUCCAAACCAACACCAGCAGCUUGGCCCUAUUGUCUGGUGGCAGCAGCAUCCUGCCAAUCAGAAGCUCAGUGGCCUUCAUACCAGUAUCUGCUGCUGCUCUUCCUGGUUACAGGGCUAUACCCACCAUUGAUGCCAAACUGCCCUUCGACUUCUUCUUCCCUUUUGUCUGAGCCAACAGCUACCCAUCAGUCCAUGCAGGUUCCACUAACCAGUGUAUGGUAACAUCUUCCAUACACACUGAUAUGUGGUAUUGAUGACUACAAGCACUGUUUGUGUGAGCUAUUACUGUAUAUUGUGAAUGAUGUAUAUAGGAUUUUUGUAAGAUUAUUUAACAUUUUUUUAAUAAAUGAAAACACUUCA